Rotaria sordida is the source of this 1016-nucleotide messenger RNA. The record is from the annotation of a GenBank genome assembly. NCBI's taxonomy places the organism in Eukaryota, Metazoa, Rotifera, Eurotatoria, Philodinida, Philodinidae.
UGUUUAGUAAUUUCAUUCCAUGCUUGGGUGUUGUAUUCACUUAUUAUACUUAGUCAUGCAUGACAGUAAUGUUCAUCAAUGCCAAAAGUCAACAGAGAAACUUGAAAGACUUAAGCAAAAAAACAAUGCUAUUUUCUACUAUGUGAGGAUUCAGAAAAACCUAGGUAAUCUUAAACUUCAUCAUAAAAUAAAAAAAACUAUAGUGCAUUCGAAAGUAGACACUUUGCUCUAUCUAACAAGAUAUAAAUCACAAAAUUGACUUUUGCUGAGGAAGUGGUCCUUGAGACUAUUAUCCCUUCUCUUUUGUAUCACUUUUAGUUCUGUACGAGAGUACAACUGAACGGGCUCAAAUUUUUACUACAGCUAGAUUAUCAAAAAUGAUGGAACUAAUGUUCGAAGAAAAAAUUUUAGAAGCAGAUUUCCAAAAAUUAUCGAGUCUGCUCAUGACCUCAGUCUUUCUUUAUUCGAUCGGACUGAAAUUUUUUCUGUAGGUACUUGAAACAAAGUCUCACGAGGGUAGUCUUUGAAAGAAUUCCUUCGUAACUUUCAGGUACCUUCAACAAUAAUUUCAGUCCGACCAAAAAAAAAGUAAAAAUGAGACCUGAUAAUUUUUGAAAAUCUACUUUUGAAAUUUUUUUGUUUGAAUAUGACUCUCAUCAUUCUCGAUAACCUAUCUAUAGUAAAAAUUUGAGUCCGAUCGGUUGUACUCUUAAAUAGAUAAACAUUAAUCUUUACAUUAAAAUUUAUUUCAAAUGAAUCUAUUCCUAUUAACAAAUCUUUCAUUUUCUUCUUCUUCUUCUUUGUUCAUAGAUAAUCAAGAUAUGGAUCAAUUAUUUUUAACACGCGAUAAAUUAUUAGCUCAAUUAAAUGAAAUAUCUAAUACUGGUGAUAAUGAUGAAGAUUUAUCAUCUUCACAUGAUAAACAAUCAUUAUCAAAAAAUUAUUCGAAUGAAACAAAACCAACUAAUUCUCAAGAUGAUGAAGGUGAAGAAGGUGAAAUAAGUGAAAGUGACUAA